AUGAAGGAUAUUUUGGCAAAACUUGUUGAAAGUCCAGAACUUGCCCAGGCAGCAAGUGACAUCGCUACUCAUUUGAAUACAGUAUCCAAGUUGAUUAGUGAACAUGUCGAAAGACUCGAGCAGGCUGAACAAGCUCAACAAGUCAAGAAGAAGAGAGAAAGAAAUCCUGAUUUACCAAAGCAGCCUACUUCCAACUACCUCUUCUUUUGCAACGCUAUACGUCCUCAGAUUGAGAAGGAAUUUCCUGAGUUGGUCUUCGCACAAAAGAGCAGAAUUUAUGGUGAGAGAUGGAGAAAGUUGUCUGACGAAGAAAAGAAACCUUACAAUGAGAUGGCUCAACAGGACAGAGAAAGAUACACAAAGGAAAUGGCCGCCUAUGAGAAAACGCAUGGCGUGGAAAAGAAGCCUAAACUCGAAAAGGUGGACGCUUUGCCUGUAAAAAGAAAGCUUCUGCCUACUGUAAAGCCAAGUGUUGCGGUUAAAAAGAAUAUCAACAAUAUCAAGGACAGUAGCAGUAGCAGCAGUAGCAGCAGCAGCAGCAGCAGCAGUAGCGAUGAUAGUGAAAGCGACAGUAGCAGCGAUGACAGUAAUAGUAGUGAUAGUAGUGAUGAUGAAGAAGAAGAUCAACUUCGUUCAUCUGAUCAUGAAGACGACACUAGUAGCUCGUCUUCUAGUGAAGACAGCAGCGACACAAGUGACAGCAGUUCUGAUAGCGAAUAA
Rhizopus microsporus ATCC 52813 is the source of this 720-nucleotide messenger RNA. Its product is annotated as HMG-box. The transcript has 3 exons. The record is from RefSeq and is a predicted model, not a curated record. The coding region runs from base 1 to 720 and encodes 239 amino acids. Lineage: Eukaryota; Fungi; Mucoromycota; Mucoromycetes; Mucorales; Rhizopodaceae.